CAGCCGGCCUGCUCCUCACAUUUUGGCCUGCUCGUAGGGCACCACAACCGUCUCUCAUGGCUGCUGUCACCUGCACAUCUACUCCUCCUCCUGCCGAGUACGACGACGCUUGCACUGAACCACGCGUGAUAAUCAGCGAGGUUGCGGCCAGCGGUGCAGAUGGAGAGCCGUGUCAUGACGACUGGGUCGAGCUAUUCAAUCCGCACCCGACCCGUUCUGCGCCUCUGCUUGGCCUCGUGCUGUCUGACGAUCACGGCUUCGACCGCAGCGACCGGCUCGCCCUCGGCGCUUCUGGGUGCCCAACUUCGCUCGCAAACAGAUCGUACCUCCUCCUGUGCAGGGCGGACUCGCCCUGCGGCUUCGCCUUUGGUAUUGGUCGGCACGACGUAGUCCUCCUCUUCAACGCCAGCGGCAGCCCGCUCGACGAGACGGCGGGGUGCUGCGCGAACAGCGCGCAGCGCAGCUUCGGCCGCAGCCCUGGCGGCGCAUGGACUGAGCUCGACGUCCGCACCCCGGGCGCUCCAAACACCGGCGUGGCGCACGCACCCCCACCAGCACCGCCGACGGCGCCACUGGCGGGCUCCGCGCUCGGUCUCGGCGACCUGCGGCAUGUUGCGACGCUCGUCGUGCCUCCCCCGCGGCCGGGCGCCGCGGCCGUCGUCGACCUGUCCGGAGUUGCAGUGGCGGCGUGGGAGGACCUCUCGUCGGGCGGCUGGCGGGCCACCUUGCAGACGGUCGUGAACAGCGAGCCGGCGGUAAUCGAAGUUGAGGUCGAGGCGACCUCCGCGGCCUCGCCUCCCGUGCUGCGGCGGCGCCGAACCUUCCUCCUCGAAGGCUUCGAGGACACCGAGGGCAUCGCCCUCCUCCCUUCCGGUCAAGUUGCGAUCGCGCAGGAGCGGCGGAUGGCGGUGAGCGUCCUCCUACUCCCGCCCGCCAGCAGCUCCGAGGGAGACACGGCGAGCCACCUCGAGACCCGGCUGGGACUGGGCGCGGCCAACACUUUCGACACAAGGCUGCCCGCCGAGAGGAACAAGGGGCUUGAGGGCGUCGCGUACGACCCCGAGCAGGGCCUGCUCUACGCCGAGAAGUCGCCCAUCCGCGUCGUCGCGCUCAACCUCACCACCGGAGCGGUCGCCGACCUCUUCGACGCACCGUCUGUGCUCGGCAGGCACGUGAGCGACCUGGCGGGCGCGUGGUUCGCGCCGCGGCAGCGCGUCCUCCUCCUUCUCUCCCAAGAGUCUCGCCUCCUCGUCGAGGUGCGCGCCGUCCAGCGCAUCAGCGGCACGCAGCCGGAGGGCGUCGCGCUCUCGCCCGACCUGUCGACCCUCUUCCUCGCGUCAGAGCCAAACGAGCUGCUCGUGUACAGCGCGGAGAAGAAGGGCACGCCAAUCUUCAAGGCUGUCGGCGCAUCGGGCCAGACCGCCGGCGUCGAGGCGCGCUCUAGCUACGCGUAA
Emiliania huxleyi CCMP1516 is the source of this 1454-nucleotide messenger RNA. RefSeq lists its product as hypothetical. The coding region runs from base 57 to 1454 and encodes 465 amino acids. The record is from RefSeq and is a predicted model, not a curated record. The transcript is spliced from 4 exons. NCBI's taxonomy places the organism in Eukaryota, Haptophyta, Isochrysidales, Noelaerhabdaceae.